AAACUCUCAACAAAUGGCGAGUAACAAACACCCUUAAGCAUCUCGUCAUAAACGAAGUCCUCAAUUGCAAGGAGUUGAGCUAAGGAAGGACAUCCUCAACUCAAACAAACACAGCCGAUCAGUCUCUGGUGCUUCCCUUUUUCAGGUCAGUCAUUUGUCAGUCUUCAUUGUCUGGUGUUUAGUAAAAAGUAACAUGCUUUCACAUUAUUUUUGCCUUCAUCAAGCUUAAAAAGAAACAAAGUUGUAGCUGUGACUGACUGCAAUGCUCUCUCCUUCAACACUUUCGAAGGCAAUUCCCAAAUGGCUCAAUCUAAAAUCAUUCAUUUCUUCAGUAUCUUGCACUAAUGCCAUCCAAAUUAACCCAGAAAUCAAUCAAAACGCACCAAAUAUUACUGAUUUUGAUGCAAAGAUUCAAUCUUUGAGAAAUAAACUGUGCCCAGAUUACUUAAUCAAGGUUUUGAAAAGCACCAGUGAUAUUAACUCUGCUGUUAAGCUAUUCAAAUGGGCUUCCCUUCAAAGAAGGUUUAACCACACUGAUGAUACUUAUUAUUGGAUUAUUUUCAAGUUGGGCAUGGCUGAAAAUGUUGAGGAAAUGGAGGGGUUUUGUCAAAAUAUGGUGAAAGAUAGGUGCCCGGGUGUAGAAGAUGUUCUUCUUUCAUUGGUUGAUGCAUUUGUUAGAAAUUGUAGGCUUAAUGAAGCACUGCGUGUUCUUUUUAAUAUGAAUUUGGCUGGUAUUAAGCCUUCAAUUGAUGUGUUUAAUUUUGUAUUGGGCGCACUUGUGGAAGAGAAGAGAGGGUUUCAAGAUGUGGUUUUUGUUUAUAAGGAGAUGGUGAAAGCAGGAGUGGCACCUAGUAUUGAUACUUUGAAUUAUUUGCUGGAGGUUUUGUUUGAGACAGAUAGGGUUGAUUCUGCUUUGGAUCAAUAUAGGAGAAUAAACAAGAAAGGUUGUAUUCCUAAUAGUAGAACUUUUGAGAUAGUAAUAAAAGGUCUCAUUGCCAAAAAUAGAGUUGAUGAUUCAGUUACCAUUUUGCAUGAGAUGUUGGAACUCGGAUGCCUGCCUGAACUGAGAUUUUUUAGAUCUACAAUACUUUUGUUUUGUGGGGAAGAUAGACUGCAACAGGGGAUAAGGUUGUUUAGGAAGAUGAAAGAUUCUAAUUUUACCCCGGAUCCCUUUAUUUAUGGAGCUUUGAUACAAUGUUUGUGCAAGCACCUUAGGUUGGAUGAGGCAGCAAACCUUCUUGAAGAGAUGAUGGAAAGUCGGUUAACACCUGAUAAUAAUGUUUUUGUGGAUAUUGUAAAUGGGUUUUGUAAAUUAGGGAAGAUAAAUGAGGCUAUUAAGCUCUUGGAAGAUAAACAUGUGCACGUAACUUCUCCACACAAUGCAUUGCUCCGAUGUUGUUGUGAUGCUGAUAAAUUCUUCAUGGCCAAAGGUCUCCUUGAGAAGAUGUCUGAGAGAAAUAUCGAUGAUUGUGAUUCUUGGAACAUUCUUAUCAGAUGGCUUUGUGAGAAGGUGGGAGUGAUGAAUGCAUAUGAACUUCUAGGUAGAAUGAUUAUAUCUUCUUUGAUUCCUGACUGUGCCACAUAUUCCGCUCUUGUUGCUGGCAAUUGUAGAUUAAGCAAGUAUGAAGAUGCUCUACAGCUAUUUCUUCAGCUUCAUGCCAAGUUCUGGAUUUUAGAUCCUGCUUCUUACUCUGAGCUAAUUGAAGGACUGUGCAGGGGAGAAAAGUAUCUAGAAGCUGUUAAAGUGUUUUGCUACAUGUCUGAGAACAGAUGUUCUCUUCAGUCUUUGUCGUUUAAUAUGCUGAUCGAGGGUGUUUGUAACAUGGGAAUGCUUAAUGAAGCUGUCAGGCUACAAUUGUUGGGUUAUAAUUCUGGCACUUCUUGUUCCAAUGCUACAUGCAAUUAUAUAAUGCUUGGAUUGUCUAAAUCAGACAAGGGAAAACACAUGCUUGCUUUUCUCUCACAAAUGUUGGUUCAGGGUACCAAUCUUGAUAUGGAAGCAUAUUGCAUUUUGAUACAGAGCAUGAUUGCACAGAAACAAAUAAAGGAUUGCACUUUGUUUCUCAAUGUGAUGGUUAAUGAGGGCUUGGUACCUGAUUCAGACACAUUAUAUAAGCUACUGUCAUGUUUGGCCAAUCAUUCUCAGUUGUAUUUGAUAUCACUUUCACUUGAUAAACUUGUUUCUGACUGUGAAGUUCUAGAUUCAGCUAUGUAUAACAUACUUAUUAAUGGUCUGUGGAAAGAGGGCAACAAAAAUGAGGCUCAUCGACUGUUAGACUUGAUGCUGGAGAAGGGUUGGGUCCCAGAUUCUAUGACCCAUGGAUUGUUGAUUGGCUCUGGUAAUAGGGAGGGGACAGGUAAGGGGAAAUUGACAUAUAUUGAUAGCAUCAAAGAUAGUGUUAGUGACAUUCUAGUCGAGGGAUUGGGGGAAACAUGAAUCUGCAUUCACUGAAUGCCUUUUUUAAGGUGAAUGGAAUGCUAAGUACUUCCCCUUCCUUUCAUAUGUGGCAAUUCUGCCAAGACGUCUUUGUUAGUUGGAGGAAUAAUUUGCGAGCCACAUACUAGCUGAGGGAUUGGGUGUAACAUGAAUCUGCAUCCACUGAAUUUUGGAAAGAUAGAAGAUCUCAAUUUUUGACUCAUUGCUGAGCCCAAAUGGUCAGCCUGCAAAGUGUUGCAUGGCCUGCUUCUAUCAAUCACAAAUGUGGGUCACCUUUCCCAUCCAGAUGAGGGUGCCUUGGAAGGUGACUGCAAAUAGGAGAGAUGAUGGAUCUUUAGAGCUAGCAGGUUGCCAGAGCCUAAAUCUACAAUCACCACGAUUUUAAAAUUGCAUUUUUUUUGUUUCUAUUUCAGUUGAAUUUGUAGGGAUUGGUUCCUGUGAGGGUGUCAACACAGCAUAUGGAAGAAAAAUAGACUUGCCUACAAGCUAAAGAUAUUUUCUGUUCAGAAAUUCAUCUAACUUGCAUUCAAGCUCGAGGAUGCCCUCUUUCUCCUCUUAUCUCCAGCUUCUCGGAUCUUCAUGUCCAUUAGUUUGCAGGCGGUUCCAGAUGUAUUUGUAGCUAAAUUUGCUUGUUUAAAAUCUUCAGUUGGUUUCUUUUGAUCAGGUUCGGGUCUAUUUUUCUCAAUUCCUAAUGGACGGUUCACAGCAAAUUGAUUGCUCUUGGAAUUGGAAGGAAUUGUUUAAGCUCGGAAGUAUUAUGUGGGUCAAAGUAAAGUAGUACAAGUUUUUUUGGAGGCCAUUGCAUACCCCGUAAUUCAGAUUCAGCUUUAUCAACUGGCUAUCCAUUUUAGUAGACUCCCUACCAAGUACAGACAAUUGAAGAGGAGGAAGCAAUCAGUCCUAUUUGUGAUUAUGCAGCAGUACUAAUGAAUGUCGUGAUCACAUCUUCUUCUCUUGUGCUUUUACUAAAGGAGUAUGGCAGCAAGUUUAGCUCUGACCAAGAUAAACAGAGAGGUGGGGGGGACUGAAAUUCUGAAUCAAGUUGUCUCAUUCAAUCUCGGCAGAAUUUUUUUAUUUUUUAUUUUUGGCUUUAAGCUGCUGUGACAUGUUUGGAAAACCAGAAAUAACACGAUUCACAAAGCUGGAGAUUUUUCAGGAGA
Populus trichocarpa (black cottonwood) is the source of this 3597-nucleotide messenger RNA. Its product is annotated as pentatricopeptide repeat-containing protein At1g63330. Lineage: Eukaryota; Viridiplantae; Streptophyta; Magnoliopsida; Malpighiales; Salicaceae. The transcript has 5 exons. Gene Ontology annotation, molecular function: protein binding. The record is from RefSeq and is a predicted model, not a curated record. Bases 263 to 2437 code for a protein of 724 amino acids.